AUGAGGGUUCACGAAGGGGGUACGACUUAUGAUGGCAACAGCAAGGUGCAAGAAACUGUCGAGGAUGGCUCAGGAGGGAAGAGAGAUGAAAUGAACCUUUACCUCGAAUCCGCGUAUUUGGUGAACACACUGAAGAAAUUGGCGGUUAAACUGAAUGAUUUGGAGAAUAAACCGGAGCGUGGCAACCGCCUAAGGGACAAGCAGACAAAAGUAAAGAAAGAGAUAGAGGAAAUCUUGGACAAGCGUACGUAUUCCCUUGGUGUGGAUUUCAAGGACCACAAUUUUCGCACCCUGUUGCACUGGGGAUGCAUUCUUGGAAACGACUACAUGGUCUCUCUGUUCCUGGAGAAAGGAGCAGACCCGAACUGCCAAGACAAGUGGUGGAACACGCCGCUCCAUUACGCCACAUACUUUUGCCCAGGGGUCGUCCUCAAGUUGUUGGAGAAGGGAGCGAAGAUUUGGAUUCACAACGAGAAAUACGAAUCUCCUCUCCAGAGGAUUUCCCCAGAUACCCUAUGGGAGUACUUGGACGGGUGCAUGCAUGAAAACGGCAGAGGCUAUGAUUACAAGGCCCAACUGGACUUGACCUUCUUGAUGCCUCCCAAAGAAUCGAAAGAAUCGAAGGACGUGGAAAAGUCAAAAUUUGAAGAGUCGAUGUUCGCUGAGACGACGUGUCUGUGGUGGAUCACCAAGAGCCCCCAGCACCAUGUGGUCCUCAAACACCCGGUCAUCACCGCGUUCCUGGAUCUCAAGUGGCAACAGAUCUCCACGAUCUACAAACUCCUCUGCAUCGUGUAUUUGCUUUACCUGGUGCUGCUAUACUUUUUUCUCAACGCCGGAGCGUUUCACAGCAUGCAGGAAGCACGAAAAUCAAUGACGAACUUGGGAAACGAGAGGCGCCUUGGUGCUGAUUGUACAGUUUACCAAAGUUUACAAGACCUGGAGAGUGCUGCUUCAUCUGUAAAGGAUAAUUUCACUCAAAGACUGUCUCAGGACGAGAAAGCAUACUUCCAGUGCAUGGCCAAGGGAUGGACAGUGGUGCGUUUCGUCUUGGUCGGCUUCAACUCGUUGAUUCUCCUCCUGGAAUUCCUCCAGCUACUCCUGAACCCCCUUAGGUAUCUGCUGAGUGUGAUGAACCUUCUGAAGAUGGCCAUGGUAGCAUCCAUACGACAUGGACUGGGGCUGCUGGAGCGGCGUCCUCACCCUCUUUUGGGCGAGACGCAGGACAUCAAGGAAAAAGCUGAAGCUCUGCGCCAUGUGUCCCAGGUGAAGCUCAUCUUCUACGUGGAGUCCAUCUUCCUGCAGGACCCGGAAUACAUCUUCCACGUGUUCAACAUCUGGACUCGGGUGAAGAAGUGGUUCGGGGGAUCCACUCCGACACGACGAUCCAGUGUCCGUUAUCCGUCUUUCCUCAAUUGCUGCCCGUGUUUCAAUCCGAUUCUCAAACGUCUAGCAAUGAAACUCAUGCUACUUCAGGCGGAUGGGUGGCAUCCAACGUUGACCGUCCAUCCCAUGAUGGACAUCGUCAACGAUCUGGACAUCCCAGGACAGACAUCGUCAUCUGUCCAGCCUAUAUGGGAACAGACAUGGAGAUCCCUGAGAUCCCGUGAAAUCCGAAUGGACAUAGAUGCGCCUUCAGCUAGGAAUGCCUCUCGUGCUAGUGGAAUGUCACUGCUGUCGAAGAAGCCAUCUCCAAAGGCUCUCAGUCUGGGUUACCAGGAAGCUGAGAACCUUAUCCACUUCAUGAAAACUCAACGAAACGUGAAAGCAAACCAACCAGUUUGGACAGCAUCUGCAAGUGGCAGAGGGAAAUCAUCCAGAAACGGAGGAACCACGAAAGGAAGUAGCAGCCUGUAG
Molecule: messenger RNA, 1857 nt
Organism: Darwinula stevensoni
Lineage: Eukaryota; Metazoa; Arthropoda; Ostracoda; Podocopida; Darwinulidae
Source: the annotation of a GenBank genome assembly